This is a messenger RNA of Aspergillus ochraceoroseus IBT 24754, 1212 nucleotides long. Its product is annotated as gamma-glutamylcyclotransferase. Gene Ontology annotation, molecular function: gamma-glutamylcyclotransferase activity; glutathione specific gamma-glutamylcyclotransferase activity. Lineage: Eukaryota; Fungi; Ascomycota; Eurotiomycetes; Eurotiales; Aspergillaceae. The transcript has 6 exons. Gene Ontology annotation, cellular component: cytoplasm. The coding region runs from base 244 to 1008 and encodes 254 amino acids. Gene Ontology annotation, biological process: glutathione catabolic process. The record is from RefSeq and is a predicted model, not a curated record.
CGCCACUUUUCAUCACCACCGGGACAGUAAUCAGCAAUCGAUUGGCUUUGUUACACCUCAAUUCCGCAUCAGACAAUUGAUCGUUAUUCUGGAUUUUGGUUCUAUCAUUGAUCAUUAAUCCCUGGCCCGUCCAAUUUUUCAUUCGCAUACUGAAAUACCUGGAAGCACCGGCAUUCCUCGGCAAAAGGAAAUCUAAUAUAGCUAUCCGUGCAUUUAUCAACGGCUUCUAUACAGGUUCUGGACAUGUCUACGGAUCAAGGGAGCCAGACUCCCGGUAACGGCCGAACAUGGCGCAAUUAUUUCCCACAAGGUGAUCUCUGGGUAUUUGGCUACGGGAGUUUGAUAUGGAAGCCACCACCACAUUACGAUCAACGAGUACCAGGCUACAUCGAAGGAUAUGUGCGGCGGUUCUGGCAGGCUAGCACCGACCAUCGAGGAACCCCAGAGAAACCCGGCCGCGUGGUAACAGUCAUUGAACGGAGAUUUUGGGAGACUUUAGAUGACCCACUGGCACACCUAGAAUCUUCUUCCAACGACCGAGUAUGGGGAGCGGCAUACCAUAUUCCCGCUUCCCAUGCAGAGGAAGUCCAUGACUACCUAGACGCCCGAGAGAUUGAUGGAUAUAGCGUCCACUACACCCCGUUUCAUCCUGUGUCUACCUCUGGGGGGUUGCCUGAAGGCUCGGAACCGGCCGCCGUGUCUUCUUCAAUUACCUGCAUGGUGUACAUUGGCCAGCCCACAAACCCCCAGUUCCUGCGCGACCCGACUCGCCGGGAGCCACAGGACGUCGCAGAGGUCAUCAGCCGCGGUCGGGGCCAGAGCGGAAAGAACACAGAGUACCUUUACCUCUUGGAGAAGGCUCUUGAAGGGCUAGGGCUCGGAACUGCCGAUUUCCAUGUCACUGAUUUGGUUGAACGGGUGAAAGCGAUCGAGGAGGAAAGCGAAGCAACAAUGGAAGAGGAGAAGGCCGAAAGAGACAUCCGAGAGUCCUUUAAGUGCGACUUCUGACGAUGCUUCCCACGUACGGAAUAAGCUAGAGCGCGAUUCGCUGCUGCGGCAUCGUGAAGCAAGCUUAUGGCUGAGAUAGAUAGAGACAUCCAACUAGACUAUAUAUACAUACCCUUCGGGACUUUCUCGACGGAAAUUGCUUGAUUCAUUUCACUCCUGGCAGGCAGAUACUCAAGACUAAUCUGAAUACACCUUAUAUGGAAU